GUUUUUCGAAAUUCAGCUUUUUUCAUAAAAAUUUCUCAGCUUUAUUAAUAAUUUGUUGAUUUAAUAUAUGUCUCACCACUAGCAAAAGAAGGAAAAAAACGUUGGAAAGAUUUUAAAGUUCGUGUUGUUGAACAUAAUAUGCGUAUUAUGGCAAAAUAUUAUACACGUGCUCGUACACAAAAAAUGGCUGAAUUACUUGAUUUAACAAAAGAUGAAGCUGAACAGUUUUUAUCAAAUCUUGUUUCAAAUAAAACAAUAAGUGCAAAAAUCGAUCGACUUCAAGAUAUAGUUACAUUUCAACAAAAAAAAUCACCACAAGAAAUUCUUAAUGAUUGGUCAGUUAAUCUUAAUUCAUUAAUGACAAUUAUUAAUAAAACAUGUCAUUUAAUUAAUAAAGAAAAAACAGUUCAUGCUGUACGAUCAUAA
This is a messenger RNA of Rotaria sp. Silwood2, 426 nucleotides long. NCBI's taxonomy places the organism in Eukaryota, Metazoa, Rotifera, Eurotatoria, Philodinida, Philodinidae. The record is from the annotation of a GenBank genome assembly.